This is a messenger RNA of Thelazia callipaeda (thelaziosis nematode), 804 nucleotides long. Lineage: Eukaryota; Metazoa; Nematoda; Chromadorea; Rhabditida; Thelaziidae. The record is from the annotation of a GenBank genome assembly.
AUGUUUUCCCAUGAAAAUCUGAUCAAUGUUUUCAUUGUUCUUAGUUUGGGCAAAAUUUCAUACUCUUGUCUAGUUUUCGAUUUUAGACAUCAAAAUAGAAAUAUCCAUCCAGCUCUUGAAGCAGCUGUAGCAGAAUUUAGACGUAGAUUUCUGAGUAGUCAAAAUGGAGAUGGCACGUCACAAGAGUCGGGAACCUUUCCUGAUCAGGACAGAUUGAAUACACUACGUCGGUUCGGAGAUGAUCGUAUUUGUCCGAUUUGUUUUGCCCAAGCUUCGUUUGCUGUUGUUACGAAUUGUGGUCAUCUAUUUUGUUGUAAUUGUAUUUAUGGGUAUUGGCAACACAGUGCUUCCUUGAUUACACCUGUAAGAUGUGCAGUAUGCAGAGAACCUGUGAAUUUGCUGAUACCACACCCAACAGAAGGUGAGCGAGAAGAUAAUAUGGAUGAGGCAGUGCGAUGCGAUCAGCAAUUAACUGACUAUAAUCGAAGAUUUUCUAGUGGUAGGGGGCCUAUGAUUGUUUACAUUCGAGACCUGCCUGUACUAAUACCGCAUAUGUUACGUGCUCUUGUCUCGGUUAAUGGAUUAAUGAUUAUGUUUCGAAUUCGUGUCUUCUUAUGUCUUUUUGGUGUUGCUAUUUAUAUUUUGAGCCCCUUUGACAUACUUCCAGAGGCAGCAUUUGGUAUACUUGGUAUGGUGGAUGACAUUUUUAUCUUAUUUGUUGUUUUGGUGUAUGUCACAAUACUUUUUCGGCAAUUAUUAGCGGGGGGAAGAUUGCGUUUCGGUGCUGAACAAGGUGCUCAAUGA